AUGUCCUCACCACCCAAAAACCUCAUAAUAGUAUGCUGCCACGCAAUCUACACCACCGGCCCAACCCACGGCCUCUCCGAAAAAGAAUGGCUCAUCGCACCCUUCCAAACCGGUGAAACACCCACUUUCAUCGCACAUAUCCAGAAAGGCCUGGCUCUUCUCUCAUCUGAUCCAGACUCACUUCUUAUAUUUUCAGGCGGGUACACGAGAUCUGAGGUGAAACUGUCAGAGGCGAGGAGUUAUCUGAAUUUAUGCGUGGAGAAUGGGUUUUGGGGCGGGGAAGGGGAGGGGAGAGUGGUGCUUGAGGAGAGGGCGUUAGAUAGUUUUCAGAAUUUAUGGUUUUCGAUGCUGGAGUUUCGGAGAAGGACGGGUGCGUGGCCAGGCAUGGUUAGGGUGGUGAGUAUGGGGUUUAAGGAGAGGAGGUUUUUGGAGCUGCAUAGGAGAGCGGUGAGGUGGCCUGGGGAGAGGAUGCGGUUUGUGGGUGUGGAUCCGGGGUAUAUGGAUGAUGGGAGUGCGGAGUUUGAUAGGGAGAGAAUGGAGAGGGUGAGGAGGGGGGAGAUGGAGAGGGGAUAUGCGCCUUGGGUUGUUGAUGAGUUUGGGCUAGGGGAGGUGUUGAGGGGGAAGAGGAGGGUGAGGGAUGCGUGGGGGAUGGGCGAGGGGUGGUUUUUGGAUGACAAGGAGGGGGUGAGGAUGGGCAUUAAGAGCGUAGUGGUUGAGUUCGAGGAUGGUAGUAUUGGAGAAAUGUUGGAUAAAAAUGAGAAGUUACCCUGGGAGAUGAAGGUUAAUUUGGUGCCUGCGAAAUAG
Glarea lozoyensis ATCC 20868 is the source of this 804-nucleotide messenger RNA. RefSeq lists its product as uncharacterized. The coding region runs from base 1 to 804 and encodes 267 amino acids. Gene Ontology annotation, cellular component: cytoplasm. The record is from RefSeq and is a predicted model, not a curated record. The transcript has a single exon. NCBI's taxonomy places the organism in Eukaryota, Fungi, Ascomycota, Leotiomycetes, Helotiales, Helotiaceae.